Messenger RNA from Portunus trituberculatus (swimming crab), 9710 nucleotides. RefSeq names its product RING finger protein 44-like. NCBI's taxonomy places the organism in Eukaryota, Metazoa, Arthropoda, Malacostraca, Decapoda, Portunidae. Bases 470 to 1951 code for a protein of 493 amino acids. The transcript has 9 exons. The record is from RefSeq and is a predicted model, not a curated record.
UGCGCGGGAGGUUCAGUGGGAGACGAAACAGCGGCCGGGAGGGUGAUUGUUGCGCACGCUCCGGACCAGCCAGCCCCCCUCCCCCUCGACCUCUGCUUUUCUGUAAGCCCAAACUGCUGUGGGAUUAAGAUGGGCAAGGCAUAAUGAGCGUCCGUCAGGUAGUGGAUCAACAAGCCCCUAAGGCGGCUGGUGGGCGAGCUCGGCCAGUCUCCUCCCUGUGAGGGCGCCAGCUUCCUCGCUCUAAUGACGUAGUCCACCCAAGGCUCAUAUUUUUCAUGAGUAAUGUGCCAAUAACCAACUCGAGGACCAAAUCGUAUGGAAAGUUGAUCGUGGAGGCUGAGAGCGAGUGCGUCCCUAAGGUCUAGUGUGUUCGACAGCCCGCCUGGAGCAAUAGACCGCUGGUGCAGUGAGCGAUGGACCCAUGAAGAUAUCGUAAGACAGGAGUUCAUACAGUUCACCAGGACAUAUCAUGCUAGUGUACAUACCGGUGCCCGUGUCUCUGGCCAUGUCGAGUAUGAACAGCGGAGGAGGACACCAUCAGUUCCAGCAGCAGCAGCAGCAGCAACAGCAUCAGCAGCACCAGCAGCACCAAUCACAGCAUCAGCAGCAGCAACAGGCCGUCCAUAUUCAUGCCCAUGCCCGUGGCCCAUCGUCCAUGAUGUGUGCCACCCCCACACAGCCCCACCACACCCACCACCUCAGCAGUGGCCAUGUCCAGUCCUCAACACAUCAAAUGGGUGGAGCCAGUGGGGGCAGCUAUGGUAAUGUUCCUCGUCUCCACCAUUGCAAUGUCCACUCCUUCCUGUGUUCAAAUCCACCACUCCAUCACCAGUACCAGGUGAAUGGUGGUUGUCUUGGCCCCCAGCACCACUAUGCCCCAAUGGUCCCUCCCGGUCACCACACUGCUGGCCCCCUCCUGGCCCCCGCUGGUCCGCCCCAGCUGAUGGCCGCCACCCCCCAGCCACCUCACACUCACACCUCCCUGUACGGCCAGGCACCCAUGGCCGUGCCACCCCCACAGGCCGUCCCUGCCCAUCUUGCAGCUGUCCCAAGUCAGCUGUCCGCAGCACCUCAGAGUCUUGGGGUCAGUGUCGCCCCACAGAUGCCUCCUCAGCACCACCACCACACCCACACACAGCCCACACCUCCCCUGGUGACUCCAUUCCCGGCCCACACUCACCUUCACCAACUCCAUCAUUUACAUGCAAGCAGUGGGAGUGGAGGUGCCGCCCGAGGAGCUAGCGUUGACAUGCUGGGGCGGGGACUGUACCGAGGCCCCACUCAGGGUCAUGUGCUGGGGCGCAUGAGAGGACCCAGAGGGAGCAGCGGAACCAGUCUUGGUGGCACAAGACGUAGUAGUUCAAGUUGGCGAGGCAAUAAUAUUCCUCCAGCAGCCCCUCCCCCUCCACCACCUCCUCCUCUUCCAAGUGCUGCUGCAGCUGCUGCCACAUACCCAGGCAUUCUCUUACAUUUCCUGGCAAUGUUGUCACACCCCUCGCUGCACCAGUAUAGCGUGGUAGACCCAGUGCCUGCGGAGGCUCCAGACACGGAGAACUAUGAGGCCCUGCUACAUCUUGCAGAGAGGCUUGGUGAAGCCAAACCAAGAGGCCUUAUGAAGACCGUGAUUGACCAGCUCCCGUCCUAUAGGUAUACUGGGGAAAAGUCUGAGACAAAACAGAUGACGUGUGUAAUCUGCAUGUGUGAUUUCGAACUGCGGCAGAUGUUACGUGUCUUACCAUGUCUGCAUGAAUUUCAUACCAAGUGUGUUGAUAAGUGGCUUAAGGAGGGUGGCGUGCCUUGUGCCGUGUACCACUGCUGGCUGCUUGCAUGCUUGCAGUAUCAUGAUGAUGGCCUUUUUGGUGCCUGCAGUCUAACCGGACUUGCCCUAUCUGCCGAGGAGAUGCCAGCGAAUUUCUUAAAGAAGCGGCCAAUUCUGAGUGAAGCCGGUUGAACUGUUACGAGAAGAGUGCACAGUGCAUGCAACAGGAUGUCAUGUCACGUGCUGAGAAUAAGCAGGGUCGGUGAAUCUCAGGCCAAUGGUGUGGUUAUUCCAGAGAGCCUCCAGGGCCACCUCUAACAUGGGAGUCACGGUCUCUCAGGUUAGCGACCAAGAAUGAUAGGAUUACUCUCUGAUAAAGUUAAUGAACCUGAUGAUCAGGUAUUGCGAUCAAAAAUCUAUUUCAUUGCAUGGAAAUGUUCUUUAGGUGUCCUGCAGCAGUAUGAUGGGCCUUGAGGAUUGCUCAACUUGGGCCACAGAGAGUUCUUUGUGUACUAUCUUGUAUGUGAUGCUCUCACAGCUCACUAUGGAAGAUUUGAGUUCAUUAAGUGUGUGAGGAAGCUGAGUACUGCUUUUAGUAACAAGCAUUAAAUCCCAACAUUAAAUUUUAUGCCAAUCAUAAUAAGUUACCUUCCUAAAGCCAACUGUACAUAAUUAUGUGCAGUGUGCAUAUCUGAUUGUUCAAGGACAGUGGUUAACCUUCCCUUGUUGUUCUGUCCAAGGCUUUCUUUGUCUAGGACUCCACAGGAGUUUAUGUUUUAGCUGUCCAUUUUCUGUGUUUGCCUUCAUGUGAUGAGGCUGUGUCUGCAACAUUAGUCCUUUUACCUAUGGUGUCUUAGAUAUUGCCAGGGAGUUUUCUUCUUUGUGUUGUGCAUGAGGACAUAAUGGAUAAUGUUUACUUCAAAAAGACCCAAAUUGUUGUGCUAUGCAGUAUGUAAUAAUUCCUCUUAUUAAGGCUUAUUUCUUAAUGGGGAGGUGAGAAAUGUGUGAAUUAGUUGUUAAAUGCUUAUAUAGAUGCAACAAAAAGCCAAAAGUGAAAUUAAAAUGUUAUUAUCCAGCUCAGCAUGUGUGGAACCACCAAAUUCAGCUGCAUGUUUAUCUGGCAUUAGGUCUUCAGUAUUGGUGUUUAUAGCUUGAAAUCCAAAAGUUUUGCACAUCAAAUGUCAUUAAUGUGUCGUCAAAUUAAUGGUUUCUUGGAUAAUGUAGGACUUUGCUGAAUAUUAUAAUGAUUAUUUAAUUAUCCAGUGUUAUCACCAGUACGUCCAGUAGCAUAGUAAGAAUAGUAACACUUUCUGCUGAUUACAGCCACACUCGAGAUGCUUACUUCCUUGAUUGGCUGAGUGUUUGAUGGCUGUUUUUAGUGAUCCAUUGAAAGCCAGGGCAACAUCCCUCAAAGUGAUGUGUAAAGGAAUAUUUGGUAAAGCUAUUUUGAUCUUGAUUAUGCAUAUGGUGUGAACAGACACCUUCCAUAUCUUUUUUGUAAUUGUAAAGCAAGCAAGACCUGAAGUGAGUGGAGGCUCUUGAGUGUGGCUGCAGUGUGACAGAAUAUGUCCAGAGCAAGUUAGUACUUCCCUAAGCAUGCUAUAAUUGUUCCAGGUAGGAAAAAAAAAAGUUGUGAUUACAUGCUUGCAGCCAAGAGAAUAUCUUUGAAACACAUACAUCAGAUACUAUUUUUCUUCAUGUAGUGGAAUUGGAUUUCACAAGCUCUUCUGUUUCAGUUGAUAUUGGUAUAUACAAGGAAAUCAUUUCAGAAAAAGAAAAGCUACAACUCAUUGGUAUGAAACCUUCAUUAUUCAUAUUUCCUGCAUGCUAGGGACUGAACUAUAGGCUAUAACCUUUGAACAUUACUAGAUGAAAGUGGAUGUGUUAUGCUAAUGGAGGCUCAUUUUACAAAGACUAAAAUAUUUACAUUUUCAUUUUGCUUACUAGAGUAUUAGAGAUGUACCGAAACUUUCUCAAAAUUAUCUUUAUAUCUAGAAACCUUUAUUAUUCAAACCAUUUCCAUGUAUUGUGUGAAAUUUCAGCCUUUCCGUAUAAUAUUCUCCUCUCCUCUUUGGUGUUUAUCCCUCAUUAGCAAAACAGCAAAAGAUGCCCAAUCUCACAGCCUCAGUACUUGAAAUACUGAAAUUCUCACCUUGGUUCACAGUCUCUAGAUUGGGAAGGUUAUGUAAUUACAUAUCUAAAGUAUUACACGUUUGAAAAAUAUCAAUGUUUUUAUAUGGAGAUAAAAUAUUAAGGCAGUCAUAGUUGUGAUAAUCCUUGUUUAAGCAUACAUUUUCUAUAAUGAUUCCACACUCCGUUUCCACGUUCCACUGCCUUCCUCGUAUUCACCACAAAUGCUUCCACCUCACACAGUGAACUGUGCUGCCAAGAUGGCUCUCUAGCAUCUCACAUUGAAAAACUGCAUUUUUUUAAUCUUUUUUGAUGUAACACAAAUGAGACCAUCACCAAAGUAAAAAGAUUAAUAUCUUUUAUAAGUACAGUUUAUUAAGUCUUUAAAAAUUGCAUUGAGGUGUGAAGUGUUGAGAUUGCCAUCUUCAGCAUGUAUAUUUGUUCACUUAGUGUGUUUUGUACAACCAUGUGCCUCAUUAUUUAGUGUAACUAGCAGCAUCUCUCACAUGUCUGAAUUUGAAUGGUGCUUACCAUCACUUCCUGCUUCAGGAAAGGAGUAGAUGGCAUUUUCCAGCAGUUUUUGAGAAGUCAAUAAAUUUUUAAAUCAUCGAAUAUUUUGUGUGAUAACGGCUGCAGGUCAGUGUGAGAUUUUUUGCCAAUCAUGAGUUUUAUGUAGUGUGUGUGUAUUUAAUAUUAAUCCAACCAUAACAUGUCUUUCACUAGAGGGACAAAACCAAUCCAGUAUACCUGCAUAAGUUUCUUUCAUGUGAGAGGAUGCUGCAGCUCUCAGUGUUGGUGCCCCUCCUCGCCGUGUGUAGAGUCAGCCAUACUUGGGUCCGGUGUAGAGCUUGCUUCCUACUGCAUGAUAUUCCCUCAAUUCAUGGAAGUGUUGGGGUUAAAACUAAUAAUGAUUCCAAUGCAAGUUACAUAUUUGUAAUAAUGCCAUGGAAGUGUGGUGUAUUGUCUCUCAUUAUGAUAGAGAAUUUUGCCAGUGUGUAAAAUUUGUAAAUUUGUCUAAGUGGCACAUAAUAGCAAACUUCUUUUUUAAAAGGUUUUGUAAUUCUUGCAUUAAAACUUAUUGCCAUGUAAAGGAAUUCCAAGUAAUAUAUAUAUAUAUAUAUAUAUAUAUAUAUAUAUAUAUAUAUAUAUAUAUAUAUAUAUAUAUAUAUAUAUAUAUGAUUUGUAGGAAAGGCCUGGAUGCCUAGAGGCUAAUAUUUUUAAAGUGUGUAUGGAUGUGAUUGGUGUGUGUGUGUGCUUGUGUGUGUAUGUGUCUGUAUGCAUUGCUUGGCUGGCCCAUCUUGACAAGAGUAUUAGUCUGAAUUUAUACAUGAUGUAGUUUUAAAGCUUCUAAAAGAUCAUUUUAACAUGUAGUGGUUUAAGUAUUCAAUUUCUCAAAUCAAACUUAUAAAUUAUCUUGCUGAAUUUGCUUUACUAUUCAUGUCACUUGCAGCUCCUUGCAUUUUCAUUAGGCCUAAAAAAUAUGGAAUUUUCCAUGUGUUCCUUUACUUGGCAAGAGGAUUUAAUACUGAGUUAUGAAAUGCAUAGAAAAAAAAAAUUGUGGUUGUGCUGUGAUUAUUUAAUUACCCACUACUUAGAUCAAUGGAGUAUUGCAUAGCUGGAAUGGCAUUUGCACUGUGUUGGAAGGGCUCCAUGCGUGGGAGAGUCAGCUUCGGCGUGAACCUGACGAGAUAAACUUGACAUGUCCUUCAUAAUGUAUCUGUAUUGGCUUCAAGUGUAGAUGCCUUGAGCUGUUCAUGUGUAGUUCUCCCCUUUUACUGUCAAGCUGGCCUUUUAUAUAUAUUUCAUAGGCACUGUACUCAAUGGCUCAUUUAUCUUGUUAAUAUACAUUUGUAGUUAACAACAGUUUCCUUUCUCUGUAUGGUAACCCUAUCUUUCUAAAUACUUCCACAUUUCCCUCUCCAUCUUUCAAAAGUGAGAGAAAGCAAUACAUUUCUAGUUUUUAGCCUGAUGCUGUAGUUUUUUUUUUCACUGCUGGAGGGAUUCUAGAUUUUUACUUUUAACUGUCUUGUAUGGUAUUCCCUACACCACUCAACAGGUGACUAUGUUCUUUCCUAUCUCUUAAUGUUAAACCCCCUAUUUUAAGAGAUAUAGAACAUAAGAAUUGGAGAUAAGGUGCAUGAAAAGUAUGCAUGUCACUUAAUAUUGAUGUAUCACCAUUGCAUCAUUUUUUUUACAUGUGUACCUUGUCAAUGCUAUGAUGAAAAUUUGUUCCCCCCCUGUUGAGCAUAAACUGGGAUUGCCAGAGUGUGUAUAAAGUAUUAUGGCUUGAUGUUCAAAGCUCACGGUAUUCUACUAUAUAUACUACCUCAGCCUUAAACAUGCUAAGCACAAUAUUCAUAAGUUGGACAUAGCUCUAAAUAGUUUCAGAACUAAUGACCAAAUUGAAAGUUUUCAAGUUUAGUAAUCCCAUGCAAUUUAUGGAUGCUUAUCCAUAAUACAUUGGUAUAGUGAAAGGAGGUAUUGUUUGGCACUGCUGCUGCUGUAGUUCACACUGAGACUCCACUACAUGUUAUGGAAAACUCAUCUUGUGUAACUUGUUUUCUGUCAGCAGCCUUCUGCAGCAGUCAUUGUUAUGCUCUGACUGCUGCUGUCACUGUUUGAAGAGUCAGUGCUUCAUAAGACAUGAAUCUGGUCCACUACCAUAGAAGAUUUUGUGCUACUGGAUAUAAAGACCAUUGCUGCUAAUUAAGGUGUGGGAGGUGGGGCCACAAGUGAAAUUACAGGAAGACUGCAGUGACAUAGUGAAAAGUAUAUAAUUUUUAUCCAUAUCUAUAUUUUGAUAACAAGUGGGCCAAAUGUCAAGAUGUAGCUAUGUAUAAACAUUGUGAGAUGUGGUACACUGACUUUAUCUGUCAUGCACUGUACCUGUAGUGGUUUCUUUGUGACCCCAAUUCUGCUUGUGUGCUGUCUUUGGGUCACCUCCUCAAGUUGUGGUGGGGUCCGUGUGUUGUGGCGGCUGCCGCUGCCUCGGUGCAGCUCAUCCCUGUUGUGUCAAUGUGGAUAACCCUUACAGGUUAACAAAUUAGAUGCUCAAAUAAGUAAAAGUAUUAUUUAGCUAAAAACUACUGUAAUGAUAUACCAUGUUGUCAGGCAACACCAGUGACCAAACAAAAUUCAUUUCUAAAUCUUAACAAAUUUUUGAGGUAGAAAUUAUCCUUGAAAAUUUUAUAAUUUAGAAAGUUUUUGUAAUUUCCAAACAUCAUGUAGUAAAAUUGCAAUAAUCUCCUGAGAAACACUAUUAUGUCAAAUACUCUUGAAACCGGAAAUAAUAAAGGCUAGAAUGAUUGCAAUAUAGCUAUGGAUAUUUACAUUUUCAGUAUAGGACUGUGCCCUCUCAUUACCGUUAAAUAUUAUUUUCAUGAGUAGUUGAACCACAUCAUUCUGGAGUGAGUUGUCUGUACAGUAUUUUGUGUCACAUGUGCCGCCACCUACACACGACCGAGGGCCCUGUGUGUUACCUACCUUCAGACCAUUGCAAAGUUCAGACAGAAUUCUUUUGGCACCUCCAACAGUAUUUAGAAAUAGAUUUAUGAUACAGAAUUUCUUGUUUCUGUUAAUCAAUCACCGGUUGCCAAAGAAUUAUCUUGUAUUCAUGCCUUCACUGUGGUGGCAAAGAAUUCUGAUCCGCAUUAAUUGUAUCAUUGCAAUACAUGCAUCAUGCUUCAAAGUAUAUUUUUUUCUAAAUAUAUAUAAUUUUCAUAGUUCUUCUCAGGAAAUGUCAACACAGACUUCCCAUUGACUUGUGUAGAUGACUUCCCAUUAUAGUCAACACUUUACAAUAUACAUUAGGUAUGGUGACAUACGGGCCCCGUCCGCACUAACCUGCCUUGUAGUACAAAUGUGCAUUUUGUAUUUCACCUAAAUUCACUUAAUUUCCAUGAAUAUGCAUAUUAUAUAAAUAUACAUAUAUAUACAUAUAUAUAUAUGAACACAUAAUUAUGAGCAAAUAAUGGAAUGGGGGUAUUGUAGCUUUCUCCUCCACCUACUAGAAUGAUCAUUGUUCUGAAGACCCAAGGCCUUUGUCCUUUUCAAACUGGAGCAUGCAGGGAAAAGUGUUGCAGACCUGUUACUAUUAUGAAUACUAUAUCUCUAACCGUUCUUUUUACCAGUUACUUCAUUACACGACUAUCUACAUUUGAAUUGCAUACAAUAAUUAUAGAUAUCUGUAUUCUUUUAUAGCAUUUAGAGUGUUUGUUAUAUUUUUGUAUUUGCACUUUGUUAAAGGAGUUUUGCAUUUAUCAACCCUGUGUGCUCCCCUGUUCAAUAUGCUUAGUUUAGUUCACACUACAAACACUAGUGAGACAUAUGCAGCAAAUAAUAACUAAAUUUCUAUUCUUCUCUUGUUUUAGAUUGAUCAAUGUUCUCAAAGCUGUGAAAGUGCAGAAAAAAAAAAUAGUCUCAGAGAUUCCCUGCAUAGUGUGUUGCAGCAUUUACGCUUAAAAUUGGUUGUAGUUUUCCGUAAUGUCUGCCAGGUCAAUAAUCCAGUUUGGUCAGACUUCAAGAAUUGUGCUUGCUCUUAAUUUACCUGUUAGUUUGUGAUAUAUAUUUUUUUCAGCAAUUUUUACUGUGAUGUGAUGAGUGACUUUUGCAAUUACGUAUAUUGUUAUGUGGGCAAAUUUGGCCAUCCCCACCUACUGCUUCAAAUAUUGAGUGGCUUUUAAACUAAGCACUUUACUCCCAUCUGAUGCAUUACAAAUAUCUCUAUCUUAUCUGUCCAGACUCCUGUAAAUACCUUAUCCUUUGCUUCCUGCUAGUUGACUCACCAAUCACGUGUGUCUUGUAACUUUACUAAUGAUCUCGUAGUGACCCAUUCCCUGGUAGGCAGUAGACAUUCCAAGGCAUUCCAGGCUUUACUUACAUGGCAUUCCAAGCUUAUAACUCAACUUCCUUGGCUCAGACUUAGACAAUAGAAUGACUUGUAGAACCAUGACCAAGUGGAUUUACUGAACUGAAAGUUUCUCUCUCUCUCUCUCUCUCUCUCUCUCUCUCUCUCUCUCUCUCUCUCUCUCUCUCUCUCUCUCUCUCUCUCUCUUGUUUCCAUCUUUAGGAUUGUUUUAUUUUGUAAAUUAUUUACAUGCAUCCCUCAUCAGGAUGUAGCAUAGACCACUUCUGGUCUCCCUUAGCAGGCAUACACACACACACACACACACACACACACACACACACACACACACACACACACACACACACACACACACACACAGGAACAGGUAACAGGUUUCAUAGCUUUCUGUCACUGCACGACUUCACAGACAUACAGAAAGACCAAAGGUGAAAAAUAUUUUCUCGCUCACACACAUGCACAGACACAUCUUUCCUCCUAAAUAUGGCCAUUUUUGCUCACGUGAGUUUAUGCUUCUGGUAUGUAGACUUGUGUAUUCUUGAGCUUGUAAGUGUAAUUGCUUUAUUAAUCACACUUCAGGUAUCCCUGAUUAUAUUUCCUCACUCUGCCAUUUUGAGGGUUUGGUAAAUGUACGUUCCUAUAGCAUUACUCUUUAUAAUUUUUCUCUUACCCUUUAGAGACCAAAGACAUGAAUAGUUAAUGGACAUUUUCUUGUCAUGUAAUUUGUCACCUAUAAACUUUUACCUGCUGCUAUUUCCUGCUAUUAGGUAUUCCCUCUCCAUUUUAUCAUCGUGAUCAGGUAUCAAAUGUAUCAGUACAGUGUUGGUAAGAUGAUAGUUUGAUGCUAGUACCAAUAAAAAUAAACACUAAUGCCUCAUGUCUGUGAAAAAGUUGUGCAGUUGUGAAUGUCUACCAAUGUGGUUUUUAUCUUAUGGCUAAUAAAGGCAAAAAAAUCCA